GAUUCUGCAGCCCAAUGGUCCCUGAAAUAAAUAUACCUACUCUACUCCAAGGGCUCAAGUAAUAAGUAAUAACCUACACGCACCUCCUGCUGCUCAUAUUUCUCUUUGGACCUGUCCUUCUUUCAGUGCCCCUGUGAAGUCCGAAGUGGUUCUUUGUUUCAUCUUUUUCUUUCUUCGCUUUGAAGUUUCCUUUUCCUUUUCCUUUUCAUUCUCCUUCUUCUUCUCCUGCUCCUGCUCCUUCAAUGAUGAGUGGAAGAAACAGGUUCCCCUUCACUGCAUCUCAGUGGCAAGAGCUUGAACACCAAGCUCUAAUCUUCAAGUACAUGGCAUCAGGCAUCCCUAUUCCACCUGAACUCCUCUUGACCAUCAAAAGAAGCUGCUUGGACUCUUCUCUCUCAUCAAAGUUCUUACCUCACCAACCUCAACAUGUUGGCUGGAACUACUUGCAGAUGGGUUUGGGGAGGAAAAUAGACCCAGAGCCAGGCAGGUGCAGAAGAACAGAUGGGAAAAAAUGGAGGUGUUCGAAAGAGGCAUUCCCAGAUUCCAAGUACUGCGAGAGACACAUGCACAGAGGGAAAAACCGUUCAAGAAAGCCUGUGGAAGCUCUGAAAACAACAUCAACAGCAGCAAACACAAAUCUAUCAUCUCUAACAAUCUCAUCAAUCACCAAGAACCACUCUACACUUCCACCAGCGCCCUCUCAUUCUCUUUCUUCACUUUCUUCAAUGUCCUCAGAAACCCACCACCACCUUCACCAUCCUUGCUACAGUACCCACCUUCACCACCCUUUCAUUUAUCAUCCCACAUAUUCUUCAAGGCUUCCCGGGAUUGGUUUGUCACCUCAAGACAACAAUAGCCCCUACCUCUUGGACUCUGGUUCUUACUCCCAGGCAACCAACCCAGAUUACAGAAGAAACAGGUAUGUGAAUGGGCUGAAAGAGGAGGUGGAUGAGCAUGCUUUCUUCUCAGAACCUUCUGGGUCUAUGAGAAGCUUUUCUGGUCCAUCUAUGGAUGAUUCAUGGCAACUCACACCUUUGACAAUGAGCACGUAUUCAAAGCAACGGAGCUGCUCUAGUUUACAAAGUGAGUACUCUUACUUGCAGCUUCAGGGCCUCAGUCGUUCGACAAAACAACCCGAGCAAGACCAGCAUUACUUUUCUCUGGGCAGUGCUAUAAAAAAUGAGAUGCCGAUCCAAAUAGAGAAAGAACAACCCCAGAAGACCAUUCAUCGCUUCUUAGAUGAGUUGCCGCCUAAAGAGAGAGAUUCAUGGCUCGAUUUGGAUGAUAAAUCAUCAAAUAGCUCAUCAGUAUCAACGACCCGGCUAUCAAUUUCCAUUCCAUCUUCCUUCCAUGACUUCCCCAUCUUCAAUUCCAGAACCCAUAAUGAUGGUUGAGAUUACAGCACUGUGUUUCUGAAUCAAAAGGCCGGAAAUGAACUCACUUGGUAGUGAAUCAUAGUUUAAGAACUGCAGGCUUUUGUUAUUUUUUCUUUUCCCUAUGUGGUUGGCUACUUUGCUUGUUUCUGUGUUCUGAUUGAAAGAUGAAAGAUCCCAUGUAUUUUGCUUUCUUCCUUCUGUACCUUUCCCAAUUUAGUAAAUGUUUGGGUGACUCGUCCAAAUCUGCUUCAUUAGUUCAUUGCCAAGUUUGCAUUUUGAUUUGUAUCUUCUCUUCUGGGUUUUAUUCAAUGUUCUCUGCUCUAUUUGUUGUAA
Molecule: messenger RNA, 1709 nt
Organism: Juglans regia (Persian walnut)
Lineage: Eukaryota; Viridiplantae; Streptophyta; Magnoliopsida; Fagales; Juglandaceae
Product: growth-regulating factor 1-like
Exons: 4
Coding region: 243-1394 (383 amino acids)
Biological process (GO): developmental process; regulation of DNA-templated transcription; DNA-templated transcription
Cellular component (GO): nucleus
Molecular function (GO): ATP binding
Source: RefSeq, a predicted model, not a curated record